AUGGCUUUCCCCGGCGGCGGUGCGAUGUCUCCUCAAGAGUCGCAAGGCGGAUCCCCAGGCGCGGCGGCGUCUCUGGGCCCUCCGGAUCCUGAGAUGAAGGCUAUGACCAACUUUAUGGAGAACUGCUUUACGAAGAGUAUCAUGUCUGGUGUCAUGGGUUUCGGUAUGGGAGGAUUGUUUGGCAUGUUUAUGGCAUCUAUGUCCUACGACACCCCCUUCCACACAGCGACGACGGCCGGCCAAACGACGGUGACGCCCAUUGCGGACCUACCUCUGCGUCAGCAGCUCCGCGUGGGCUUCAAGGACAUGGGUACGCGGUCAUACAGCAUGGCCAAGAACUUUGGUAAAGUCGGCGCGCUGUUCGCGGGCAUCGAGUGCGGUAUCGAGGGGUUGCGGGCCAAGAACGAUUUGGGUAACGGUGUGGCGGCGGGAUGUCUGACGGGCGGGAUUCUGGCGAAGAAUGCUGGCCCGCAGGCUGCGCUGGGCGGGUGUGUUGCGUUUGCGGCGUUUAGUGCUGCUAUUGAUGCGUACAUGAGGCAGCCGAGCGAUGAGUAA
Molecule: messenger RNA, 555 nt
Organism: Colletotrichum fioriniae
Lineage: Eukaryota; Fungi; Ascomycota; Sordariomycetes; Glomerellales; Glomerellaceae
Gene: TIM22
Product: Mitochondrial import inner membrane translocase subunit tim22
Biological process (GO): protein insertion into mitochondrial inner membrane
Cellular component (GO): TIM22 mitochondrial import inner membrane insertion complex
Molecular function (GO): transmembrane protein transporter activity
Source: RefSeq, a predicted model, not a curated record